Messenger RNA from Monoraphidium neglectum, 1350 nucleotides. RefSeq names its product Sugar transport protein 5. The coding region runs from base 1 to 1350 and encodes 449 amino acids. The record is from RefSeq and is a predicted model, not a curated record. Gene Ontology annotation, molecular function: carbohydrate transmembrane transporter activity. Gene Ontology annotation, cellular component: membrane. The transcript is spliced from 9 exons. Gene Ontology annotation, biological process: transmembrane transport. Lineage: Eukaryota; Viridiplantae; Chlorophyta; Chlorophyceae; Sphaeropleales; Selenastraceae.
AUGGCAGAGCCCGAUGCGUACGGCGCAUGGCGGCAGGUGCAGCAGCAGCUGCAGCACCACCGCCAGCAGCAGCAGCCGCCCGAUCCCAGCCAGCAGGGGCACAAGCAGCAGCAGCAGCAGCGCACGACGCCGCCCAUGUGGCUCGUCGUGUGGGUCGCCGUCGCGUCGGAGUGGCUGCGCGGCUACAUGGGCGGCAUGUUUUUCGGCGCCAAGAUCAUCCUGUCCCCACGCUGGCGCUCCAUGCUCCUCAACACGCACAUGCAUGUCAACAAGAAGGAGAUCGUGUGGGACCCGACAUCCCUGAGGUGCAAGCGCUUCGAGGGCGCCGCGCCGCGGCCCGACCAGGAGGCCGGCGUGACGACGAGCGAGCUGCUGUUCCCGCUGCUCGGCGCUGCGCUGGCGGGCUGGCUCACGCGGCGCGUAGGGCGCCGCACGUCGGUCAUGAUCGGGAUCGUGUUGAUGUGUGUAGGCCAGUUGAUGGCGGGCAUCACGGCGCAGUACCCAAUCUACAUCGUCGGCUCAGAUAUAUACUCAGGAGGAUCUGUCAUGGUGAUGCAGGCCAUGCUAAUAGAGGUGAUCGAGGUCGUUCCCACAACUUCCCGCGGCUGGCUGACCUCCCUCGGCGGCGUGGCCUCGAGCGUCGGCUUCGUGAUGGCAGGGCUGGUGGUUUUGGCGAUCCAGACCGCCCAGUGGAGCCUCGCCAAGUGGCAGUGGGGCUUCAGGCUGAGCCUGCUCAUGGGGAUCUGGCCGGCGGUGCUGCUGCUGCUGGUGGUGCCGUGGAUGCUCGACACCCCCAGCAGCCUGCUACAGCGUGGGAGGCUCCACGAGGCGCGGCAGGCGCUGCAGUCGCUGAGAGGGGAGUUCUCUGACGUCCGUGAGGAGUACGAGGCGGCUGCAAAGGCUGUGAGCGAGGGCAAGGGCCGCACCCAACUGAGCCUGCUGUCUGAGCCCCAGCAGCGGCCGGCGCUGAUCCUUACGGUGUGUCUCGCGGUCUUCUCCGCUGCGCUGGACCCAAGGUGGAUCAUGGACCCAGACACAAACCUCUUUGGCGCCACCGCGGCAGUGGUGCAGAUGCCUGUGCUGUACACCACCCUCCUGCCCUCCAUUGCCGGCGUCACUGGCGCCGUCAUCUGCUGCUUCAUAGUCGACCGCAUCGGCCGCCGCGGCCUCAUGGCGGGCUCCGCCGCGGCGCUGGCCGUGCUGGCCGCGGCGCUGGCGGGCAUGAUGGGGCGCUACGUGCGCACGGUGGCACAGGGCCGCGACUGGGACGCGGGCGUUGGUGGCGUUAUGCUGCUGCUGCUUUACCUCAUACACGUGCGAUCUGGGCUCAUCAGCAACGUCGGCUGGUGA